AUGAGUGGUCGAGGUAAAGGCGGAAAAGGUCUUGGAAAGGGAGGUGCGAAGCGUCAUCGCAAAGUUCUGCGCGACAACAUUCAAGGAAUAACAAAGCCGGCGAUACGGCGUUUAGCCAGACGUGGUGGCGUGAAACGAAUCAGCGGCUUGAUCUACGAGGAAACUCGUGGUGUUCUGAAAAUAUUCUUGGAGAACGUCAUCCGUGACGCCGUCACGUACUGCGAACAUGCGAAACGGAAGACGGUCACUGCGAUGGAUGUCGUAUAUGCAUUGAAACGUCAAGGACGCACGCUUUACGGUUUCGGCGGUUAA
Molecule: messenger RNA, 312 nt
Organism: Soboliphyme baturini
Lineage: Eukaryota; Metazoa; Nematoda; Enoplea; Dioctophymatida; Soboliphymatidae
Source: the annotation of a GenBank genome assembly